Molecule: messenger RNA, 2611 nt
Organism: Loa loa (African eye worm)
Lineage: Eukaryota; Metazoa; Nematoda; Chromadorea; Rhabditida; Onchocercidae
Product: Poly(U)-binding-splicing factor half pint, variant
Exons: 15
Coding region: 25-2322 (765 amino acids)
Biological process (GO): regulation of alternative mRNA splicing, via spliceosome; mRNA splice site recognition; alternative mRNA splicing, via spliceosome
Cellular component (GO): precatalytic spliceosome; catalytic step 2 spliceosome
Molecular function (GO): RNA binding
Source: RefSeq, a predicted model, not a curated record
UUAUAGUGGUAAAUUGUUUAAAUUAUGGAUGAAUUAGAACAGCUGCAAUCGAACGAUGCGACUGUUAUUGGAACGCGGACCAAAACGGAAAGUAAUGGUACAACAGGACCACAUGUUACGGCUGUGCCCGUUACAACGUACAUGCCGAGCGAAGCUCUUGUACCAAUGCCCGUUCUUCCACAGUCUGGCGCGAUCAUCGUUGGACCUGGAGCUAAAAAGGAAGCUCAGCUACUUGGUUUGGGCCUUAUAAAGCUGCGCAGCAAGCAAAAAGAUUGGUUAGCAGAUGCGAAAAAAUAUGCUAAAGAGCAGUCAAUCAAGCAAGUACUUCUCAGACAAACACUUGCACACCAGCAGAAUCAACAAAAAGUGGCGAUGUAUGCACAAGCUUUAUCCCUCAUGGCGCGUGUUUAUAUUGGUUCGAUCAGUUUCGAAGUUCGUGAAGAAAUGAUAAAAAAUGCCUUCGGUGUAUUUGGCCCAAUCAAAUCAAUUAAUAUGAGUUGGGAUGCCGUUACAGGGCAUCACAAAGGUUUCGCAUUUUUGGAAUACGAAAUUCCGGAGGCAGCGCUUUUGGCGCAGGAGUCAAUGAACGGUGUACUGAUGGGCGGCCGUAAUCUCAAGGUCGGACGGCCAUCAAAUAUGCCACAAGCUCAGCCAAUUAUCGAGAUGGUGAUGCAGGAAGCGAAAGCAUAUCAUCGGGUCUAUGUUGCAUCAGUUCAUCCGGAUCUUUCAGAAUCUGAUCUCAAAAGUGUAUUUGAAGCAUUCGGUGAGGUGACGAAAUGUCAACUGGCCAGAGCUACGGGGCCAAACGCUGGAAGCGGGCAUAGAGGUUUCGGGUAUUUGGAAUUCAGUAAUGCUCAAUCAGCAAAUGAAGCCAUUGCCGGGAUGAAUAUGUUUGACCUUGGUGGGCAGUAUCUACGCGUUGGGAAAUGUAUCACACCACCAGAUGCGCUAACAUACAUCGUUCCCACAUCUGCCGUGAAUCUACCUACAGCUGCAGCUGUUGCAGCUGCUGAAGUCACCGCUAAAAUUCAAGCCGAAGAAAUGACUGCAAAGAAGUCACCUGUUCACACUGCCAGUACGUCUCCGCUCUCGGGAGGCAUUGCCGUUCGACAGGGUUCACCACAACCAUAUAAUAUGCAAGCGACGCCACCGGUAGGUGUUGUUACAACGGUUCCUCCUAUUGGCAUAGCAACUGUUCCAAUGGUUGGACUUGCAACAGUAUCACCAGUAGCAGCAGGAAAACCGUAUUCUCCAACGGUUGUUUCCCCAACACCUCCGCCGUCUGCUACAGUUAUUCCUAACCAGAUUUCAACGCCACCACUGCCUGUUGCAACGCCACCUCUUCCACCGGGACCUCCUCCAGGUGGCCGCCGAGGAUUUGGUGGUUUUGCCGUGCAGACACCGCCUGUACAAGUUGUCAGCAUUCCGCCACCACAAGUAAUAACAUCCAUACCAGCACCUGCUAGCACGAUUCCGGUACCACCACCACCAGUUUCUUCAAUACCGCCACCCCCUGUGACACUGUCAUCUACACAGUCGUUAAUAUCGAGGAUUAACAUUGGCACUCCAACGAAUUCUUCCGUUGAACCUGCUACAUUUGCUCCACUUCCAGCUAAUAUUGCUCCUGUGGAUCGUAAAGCAAUAACUACUACUGCUGAUGGCAUAAUGGAUCAGCUUGCAAUUGGUCAAGCAUCAACGAGUGACUCCGCUAGUAUGGCUUUGGUUGUCUCUGACAAUUCCAUACCAAGUCGACGCGAUUUACAGAAGACGGGUGGAACUAGCAAAGAAAAAGGAUCAAAACCGGAUGACAGAUCAUAUAAAAAGAAGAAGAAAAAGCCGGUAUCAACAGUACCGAAGGGACCACAGCUCAACACUCCUCAAGCACUGGAAGCAGCAAACCGAGCUGGUGAACUCAAUGAUCAGAUGGCUGCACAAAAUGCUAAUUCAGACGAUGUAUCAUUGGCUGCUCAAGAAGGCUUAGAGAUUAGAGGAAAUGAUGCAAGGCAUUUGUUAAUGCACAAACUAAUGCGAACAAAUCGAUCAACAGUAAUAGUACUGAGAAAUAUGGUAACGAUUGAAGAAUGCGACGAUGAAUUGGAGGGUGAAAUUCGUGAUGAAUGUAAUAAAUAUGGCAAAGUGCAGGAGGUAGUAAUAGCUCAGGAUCCAGCAAACGGUAGUGUGAAGAUAUUUGUACGAUUUGAUAAUACACAAGAAGCAGAUACAGCACGGCAGGCGCUGGACAAACGAUAUUUUGCUGGUCGUGAAAUUUCCGCUCAAAAUUACGAUCAAAUACUAUUCGAUCAUAAUGAUUAUUCAGGAUAAAACGUCAACCUAGUUUACGAAUAUGAAAGAUCUUUUACAGUGUCUGUAUCGAAGGGUUCGAAAUGUUCUGUGCUUUUGAAAUUCCGCUAAAUAACGUAACUCUGGACUUCGAAUUUUCUUGAUAAGCUUUUUGUAGAACUCCUGGGCAGGAAAAAUGAAUCACAGUAAAGCGGGACAGGAUGUGACGAACCGUACUUAAGCAGGAUAGGAUUACUAGAUCGUAAUGGUCCAGUGAAUUCAAUAAUGGUAUGCUUGAGAAGGGCGAAUUAUCCUUCUUUUGAAGGUCAAU